CCUUCUGUUCAAAUUGGGGGUGUUACUGUGGGGUGACAUCCACCCCAAAUCCCCUUCUGAGAAAAUCCAGCUCUAGACUGUCCAUGUGGCUGAUUUCUGCCCUCCUCUCUCCCAGAAAGGCAUCUGGAAAAGGGCUGUUGUGUGUCUGUCUGCACAUAAGGAUUUUGGACCGCCCAGUGAAGCUGUUUGAGGCUAGACUCAGGCAAUGGAAGGAGGAAGUUGUUACACACGUGGGAGCUUUGAAGCUCCCUGCAACAGGGUGAGGUGUGUGCAGGGAGAUCAGCAGGUUGCAUGGGUGUAGGGAAGAGAAGUCCCUGGGGUUACUGAGCAGAGAAAAGAAGGAGGCUGAGGAAGGCCCCGUAUGCCCCUGCCUUCCUCCUCUCUGGGCAUCUGCUUGCAGCCUCUGUGGGACACAGGAUACAGUGGAAUGGACCCAUCUCAGGGAAUAGAGCAGAGCUGAAAAUGCUGAAGGGAGAAGAAAUACGGGGUAGGAACUCCCUUUAGCCAUUAUAACAUUUAGGCAGGACAAUAGCAGCUGUCUUACUUCUCUUCCAGAGAGCAGGACAUGCCAUUGGGCACCAACAAGAAGAGGCUUGUCUCACUGUGUCAGCAGGACACAAAAAAGUGGGACCCAGAGACACACAGGCACAGACCCUCAAUGGCAGAGAUCACUGAUGCACUCGCAUACACUCUGCCUCUCCCUGAAGGCCAGUGUUACGGGGUCUGGGCCAGCUCUGCUCCUGUUCACCCACAGUUCCCAGACCAGCCAAGGCUUUCCUCUCUACCUUUCCCAGGUGCCACUGUCUAAGCUGUGGGCACCUGCUCUGUUGGCAUCUUGAAGAGACAUGAGUGAUAGAGGGUGGUUGGCCCUGUGUGUGUCCAGCUCAGGUCCACUGAUCUCCCUGGCUCAGAGCGAUGCAAUGGGAAAUGGCACAGCUGGGCAUUGGUGAUGAUCCCUGGUGCACAGGGUAUGGAGGAGCCUGCUAGUAAGCAACUGCCUCUCCUGCCCUUCCAGCCAGGCCUUCUGCCCUCCAAGUGCCUGGGGGCUUCAUUGGAACCCAGCAGGGCUUUACCUACAUGUGCUGAAGUCUGUCUAGUCUCUCCAGGUCUCCUCCAGCCACUGCAACCACAGACCUGCUUCUCUGCCAUAGCGCUCUGGAUCAGGAUGAUGGGCUCAGCACCCUGGGUGGUGAGUCCUUCAGGCUGGGGGACCCCCGAGUGUGAAGGGGCGGGGCUGGACUAUGAGGCUGAGGAAGGGGCAGGGUCAGGCCCUGGCAUGUGCCCGCUGCUGCGGCCGGGAGCUGAGGAAGCCGAAGGAGGGCGGCCGGGCUGGCGGGGCGGGGGGCCGGAGCCGAGCCAAUGGGGAGCUGGGGCAGGUAGAGGGGGCGUUAAAACCCCCCCCCCCCCCCCCGAUGCCGGCGAGUGAGCGAGUGCUCGGGAGGCGGAGCGGAGAGGAGGGUUGCCCUCGAGGGCAGCCGCGCUGAGCGCGGCGCGGCGGGGCCCCGCGGGUGGAUGCCCGCCGGUGCCGGGGCUGGCCCGGGGCUGGCCGGCCGGGCUGUGCCCUGGCAGGGGAGCGGCGGGGCGCUCGGAAGCUCGACGGCUCCGCACGGGGUAGGGCUAUGCACAAGCCCAUGGAGAAGUCCCAAAACUUCCGCAUCGAGGCGCUCCUGGCCGAAGAGCCGGCGCGGAGCGCCUCCCCGUCGGGGCUGAGCCCCGGGAGCCCCGCGGUGAGCCCUGGCCCCGCCGGGCGCUCCGAUACCCCCUCACCGCGGGCGCCCCCGGCCGCCGGGCCGCUCGCCCCGGCCGGCUUCCUUCCCAAGCCUGGCUUGCUGCACCUCUCUGGCCCCGGGCUCGGCGCCCUGCCAGCCCUGUACCCGCCUGCCGUGUAUCCACUCCCUACCCUGGGGGGCCAGCACCCCGCUUUCGCCUACUCCGGCAUCCCCCACCUGCCGCCGCCCGGCGCGGAGCACCUGAAGGCGGCCGUGGCCGGCUCCUUCCCGCUGGAGCACUGGAUCCGAGCCGGGAUGGUGGUGCCGAGGCUCUCCGACUUCCACGCUGCCCCACAGUCUGGCUUGAUGGGGAAGUGCCGCCGGCCCCGCACAGCCUUCACCAGCCAACAGCUCCUGGAGCUGGAGAACCAGUUCAAGCUGAAUAAGUACCUGUCCAGGCCCAAGCGUUUUGAGGUGGCCACGUCGCUGAUGCUCACCGAGACACAGGUGAAGAUCUGGUUCCAGAACCGCCGCAUGAAGUGGAAACGGAGUCGCAAAGCCAAGGAGCAGGGGGCUCAGGCAGAGGCUGACAAGCAACGAGGGCUCAGCAAAACCUGCGAGAAGCUGCUGCCCAGCGAGCCUCAGGGACAAGCUGCCGAAAGCCCCAAGUUCAUGGGGCACAGCCCUGACUCAGGCUUCCUGCGCUGCAGCACUACCGAGCUGAACUACGGCCCCGAUUCCUCCUGCUCAGGGGGCGAGGAAGAGGAAGAGGAGGAGAAUGAAAUGGGUGCCACCGAGAGGAAGAUCGGCUCUGUGUUGUGAAAGACGAAUGGAGCCAGCCAGGGAGAGGGGCUGGGCUGUGGUGUGGGGGUUCUCUUUGCUGGCAGACACAGACUGUGCCUGGGUAGAGCAGGGGGUGCAGGGCACCUGCCCCCCUUUAACUUAUGUGUAUUUGGAUCCUAUUUAACUCGUAAAUAUUCCUCUGUGUGUAUCUGGAGGAGUCCCCACAUCCCUCCUUUAUAAAGAUGUUAUCUGGA
This is a messenger RNA of Pseudopipra pipra, 2746 nucleotides long. RefSeq names its product motor neuron and pancreas homeobox protein 1-like. Gene Ontology annotation, biological process: regulation of DNA-templated transcription; central nervous system development; neuron projection morphogenesis. Gene Ontology annotation, molecular function: DNA-binding transcription factor activity, RNA polymerase II-specific; sequence-specific double-stranded DNA binding. Gene Ontology annotation, cellular component: nucleus. The record is from RefSeq and is a predicted model, not a curated record. NCBI's taxonomy places the organism in Eukaryota, Metazoa, Chordata, Aves, Passeriformes, Pipridae. The coding region runs from base 1620 to 2531 and encodes 303 amino acids. The transcript is spliced from 3 exons.